Molecule: messenger RNA, 1342 nt
Organism: Anopheles cruzii
Lineage: Eukaryota; Metazoa; Arthropoda; Insecta; Diptera; Culicidae
Product: protein embryonic gonad
Exons: 3
Coding region: 92-1342 (416 amino acids)
Biological process (GO): regulation of DNA-templated transcription
Molecular function (GO): sequence-specific DNA binding; DNA-binding transcription factor activity; zinc ion binding
Source: RefSeq, a predicted model, not a curated record
AGAUUUACGUGUGAUUCCCAAAAAUUGCUCACAUUCCGCUCUAAUUAGCUCACGCGGACCGUGUCCGAGUCGCAGCAUCACCGCACGCAAGAUGAAUCAACAAUGCAAAGUGUGCGGUGAGCCAGCUGCCGGGUUCCAUUUCGGCGCGUUUACCUGCGAAGGAUGCAAGUCGUUCUUCGGUCGGACCUACAACAAUUUGUCGUCCAUCUCGGAGUGCAAGAACAACGGCGAGUGUGUCAUCAACAAGAAGAACCGAACCGCCUGCAAGGCGUGCCGGCUGCGGAAAUGUCUCGUCGUCGGAAUGUCGAAAAGUGGCUCCAGGUACGGGCGGCGCUCGAACUGGUUCAAGAUCCACUGCCUGCUGCAGGAGCAACAGCAACAGCAACAGCAACACCAGCAGCAGCACCAGCAGCAGCAGCACCCGCAGCCACACAGCCAGCAGAAGAGCUCCGGCCACAACAACAACAACAACGGUGGUGGUCUCACGAGCAACCACAAUAGCACUACGACCACCUGUAGUAGCGGCAGCAACAAUAACACCGCCAGCACCAUCAGCAACAACAGCACGAGCAACGAGAACAGCAACAACAGCACCAGUUCUCCGGGCUUGUCGAUCUCGAACGGGUUCCUCACGGGUAGCUUUCUGUCGAAUCUCUGCCACAACAACAACAACAACAACAACAAUAGCAGUAACAAUAAUAACAACAACAAUAACACCAAGACACACAAUAACAACAAUAACAGUGUCACGGUGAAGAAAGGCUUGAAGCGGCCCAGCACACCGAGCGACUCGGGGGCCUCUUCGGCCGAUCCCGACGACGGUGGCGGUAGGAGCGGCGCGUUCAAGGAUCCGUUCCUGGCCACCGGUCUUGACGACGGUGGCCUCUCGAAGAUGGGCCCCCGAAUACCACGCACCCCUCCGGCGUCCGCCGCCCUGCAGUCCCUUCAGCCCGAAGCCUGCCCGUACCGGCCGCUGCUGCUGGGCGACCGAAUGUCGCCGUUCCUGCCGGCCGCCCCACUGCGGCCCGAUGGAUCGCCCUUCUUUCCGCCGCUGCCCUUCGCGAUGCCGCCGCUCGAGUUGCUCGCGUCCGCCCAUCACCACCACCAUCACUCCACCGGCAAGCGGGAGCACGAGCAGAGUGAACCCAUCGACCUGUCCAUGAAGUCUAAGUCAUCGUCCAGCUCGGCGUCGGCGGAGUCGCCGCUGCGGAUAGACAGUAGCUCCCCGAUGCUCGCCGAUACGCACGAGCCCACCAACCUGUCGGUGUUGGCCCCGCUGGCCAGCAAAACGGUGCCACUGGAUCUCUCGACCUUCGUGCGAAGCAAAGCCCUGUCCGGGUAG